Molecule: messenger RNA, 4339 nt
Organism: Neopsephotus bourkii (Bourke's parrot)
Lineage: Eukaryota; Metazoa; Chordata; Aves; Psittaciformes; Psittacidae
Gene: CAPN14
Product: calpain 14
Exons: 22
Coding region: 655-2730 (691 amino acids)
Biological process (GO): proteolysis
Cellular component (GO): cytoplasm
Molecular function (GO): calcium ion binding; calcium-dependent cysteine-type endopeptidase activity
Source: RefSeq, a predicted model, not a curated record
UCUGUGGUAAUCAGCAAGAUGGAAUGUGAUCUCCUGGGAGAGAUCGUAUCAUUCUUCAAAAUGAGGCAAAAAGGGCAAAAUAACCUUUGGAGGGGUGUGAGUAAUGGCUUUGUAACACCUAAUAUAUUCCAUUUUUCUGUUAGCCUUUGGUAUAUGUGUUAUUUUUCUUCCUUUUUGGGAAGGGGAAAUAACCACAUGCCAGAAUGUGAUUGAAUAAAAACUGUCAUUCAUGUUGCAGUGGGUUAUGAAAAUAUCCUGGAAAGCCUAAAAUAGUCCAGGGAGACUGAGAAUAACUAUGUGUAUGGCUUCAAAGCCUCAUUAAAAGUCAAUGGGGUCACUCAUUUUGAUUUCAUUCAGAUCUACAGUGAAUGUAAAUCCCUGAAAAUGGAGUGAUAGGUGCUAGAUUAGGAUCAGAUGGGUCCCCACUUCUCCAGGGAGGGCCAUCCCCCUCCUUCUCCCUGCUGGCUAAAGAGAAAACUAUAAAAGACAUGUUUAAAUUGACUCUUUACACUUAUUUUAAUUAUCAGGAAUUCUUUGGGAGAAGUCACACGUCAUCCCAAGAAAACAGGAGCUUCCAGCAGGACUGUGCAGGGUGAGAUCCCUGCAGAAUCCUCAGUGUAAAAGAAUUAUUGAGGUGUUACUGUGGAUAUCACCAUGCCUUUUCUCCUGUGCUUGAAAAGAAAGAAGUCACCUGUGCCUUUAGGCAGGAGUAUCUUUCAGAAACACCCCCCUCUCACUCAGCAGAACUAUCAGGCCUUGCUGGAGACUUGCUUGAAGAACAGUCACCUGUUCACAGAUGACACCUUCCCUGCUCACAUCAGCUCUAUUGGAACUGGAGCACUGCUGAAGAAACUGCCUCCAAAUUUACAGUGGAAGAGGCCACAUGCUUUGCAUAGAAAUCCAGUAUUUUAUGCUGUAAACAGAAAGCAACUUGAUCUCUGCCAAGGACUGGUGGAGAACUGCUGGUUCCUGGCGGCCCUGCAAGCCCUGACAUUCCACCAGGACAUCUUUGCUGCAGUCGUGCCACAAAACCAGAGCUUUGAGAGGAAAUAUGCUGGCAUUUUCCACUUCCAGUUCUGGCAUUUCGGUGAAUGGGUUGACGUGGUGGUGGAUGAUCGCCUGCCUGUGAAUGAGGCAGGGGAGCUGAUCUUUGUUUCCUCAGUCUAUAAGAACGUGUUCUGGGGAGCCCUUCUAGAGAAGGCAUAUGCUAAACUCUAUGGCUCCUAUGAAGAUCUGCAAUUUGGGCAAGUUUCAGAAGCCUUGGUGGAUUUUACAGGUGGUGUUAAUAUAAAGAUCAAGCUUGCAGCAGCUCCUCCUGAUCUGUGGGAUAUCCUGACCAGAGCAGUCUACAGCAGAUCUCUCAUGGGCUGUCAGACACAUUUAGGGGCAACAAAGGUCCUGAAGAAUGGGCUUGUUGCUGGCCAUGCCUACACAGUAACUGGUAUUAGAAAGGUGACCUGUCAAUGUGGACCGGAAAACCUAGUGAGACUGAGAAAUCCAUGGGGAAAAAUUGAAUGGAAAGGAGACUGGAGUGACAGCUCUUACAAGUGGGAGCUGCUGAGCCCAAAGGAGAAGAUUUUGCUGAGGAAAAAGAAGGAUGAUGGAGAAUUUUGGAUGUCUCUGCGAGAUUUUAAGAUUCAUUUUGUAGAUCUGAUGAUCUGUAAGUUAACUCCAGACCUGAUGAGCCAGGAAGAUGGGAAGAAGUGGAUGUACUCCCUGAAGAAGGGGAGAUGGGUUAAAGGAAGUACAGCAGGAGGAAGUCUGGGAUUCCGUAAUGGCACCUUCUGGAUGAAUCCUCAGUAUUGGCUGAAUGUUUUACCAGUUGAAGACAAUAAGAAAAGCCUGGGUUCCUGCAAUGUGGUUAUAUCCCUGAUGCAGAAACACAGCAGCAAACACCGGAACCGAGCUCCCCACCUCUUCAUUGGAUUUUCACUCUACAAGGUGGACCGACAGUACCAAGAAAGCAAUAGAAAGCUGCCCCCAGCAUUCUUCACCCAACAUCAGCCUGUGAACAAGCACAAGGUCUUCCUUGAUGAGCGAGAGGUGACUCAUGACUUCCACCUGGAGCCUUGUGUCUAUGUGAUUGUCCCAUCCACCCUGGAGCCUCAGCAGGAGGCUGAAUUCAUCCUGCGGGUCUUUUCCAGGAAGCAUGUUCUUCGGGAAAUGGGUGGCAACACCACUUUUACCCUAUCUAAGGAAAUUGUAGAUAGGUAUGAGGGCAAGAUCUGGAAGGAUUUCUUCACAAAAUAUUUUGAACAGAAUCCUGAAAUAAAUGCUGUUCAGCUCCAGAGGAUCCUGAAUAAUAUAUCUUGGAGAAAUUUCCAGAGUUUUCACCUGAGUUUCAGUCUGGAUGCCUGCCAGGGUAUCUUGGCGCUCCUGGAUCUGAACACCUCUGGCACGCUGAGUAUCCAGGAAUUCAGAGUCCUGUGGAAAAGGCUGCGUUUCUAUUUGGAAGUGUUCCAGAAAAGAGAUACUAGCAGAUCAGGAAAGCUUGACCUUGUGGAACUGCAUGCAGCUGUACAGGAGACAGGUAUUUCCCUCAGCAAUGAAGUCUGUAAUUUGAUGGCAAUCAGAUAUGGUGACCCUGACUUAAAGAUCCGCUUUGAAAGCUUUGUGUGCUUCAUGCUUCGAGUGGAGAUCAUGGGAGAAGCCUUUCGCAACUUAACACAAGAUGGCAAAGGGAUUUAUCUCCAGGAAUCCGAGUGGAUGAUGAUGACACUGUAUUCCUGAAGCAAUGCGGUAGACGAGGGUACGACUAAGCCUGUACCAGGAUGAGGAAGGCUGCUUUGUAUCAAUUUCCUGUACACUCUGGCUCAGCUCUGCAAUUUACCAUUUAUGAAGAGUCUUCCCCUCAAGCAGACUUGACUCAAUAACCACAGACUUGGUGAACUGGAGUUUUUUGCUACACCAUUGUGGCUCUUUUCCAGAGCACAGCUUAGUCUGGGCACUGAAUGAAACAGAGCUUCAGCAGAAAUGAACAUAUAAUGAAAGACCAUACUCUAAUGCCUUUGUAGGAAGGAGUUACAUUAAGCUUGCAUAGGCAGCUUUCCCUCUGGCCUUUUGUGACUUUUAAGGUGCUUAAUCUCAUAAAUGUCCUUUGAGAGUGUGUAUGAGAUUCAGGAGUGAGGUGGACUGUGGAUAAGAAUGUAAACACAAGCAAAAGGCUGAACUCAGCUGUGUGCUUACUGCUCCACUGAAGCCUGUGCAACAGCAUAAGCAUAUUUAGACAGGAACCCCAUUGCGUGUAAGUGUUCCUAGUCAGGAGGCAUUAAACAGUAAAAACAACAGUGUGCGCUUUAUUCCCCAGAACAGUCUGCUUCUAAACACUAUCAUUCUCAUUCUGUUUUUAUGAGAAAACUGUUAGAACCAGAUAAAUAGAUAGCUGUGUUUGGACUUUUUUAUUACAGAUGAUAUAUCUAUCAUCUAUUGUGCUUGGCCUGCUGUGAUGUCACUGGAGCCAAAGGGUUCAGAUCUGGGAAACAGAGCAGGUUGGAGGGAGCAGGGACACCCGGAGCCCUUGAGCAGCGGUGUCGUGGUGCUGCUGUCCUGCUGGGCUGCUGAAGAGGCUCAGUUAGCAGCUCCCAUCACAAAGCACAUGCCUUCUCCCAACUGUCAUGCCUCUGUUUCCUUUUGUGGCUAGCAGCUGAACAAGGUGGUGUAAGCUAAAUUAGCCUGAUUUAAUUUGCACUCAGCUCAGUGGGGGAUGUUAUAAACACUGAUCUACUGUGUGCAGGAGCAGCACUGGAGGAACCAGAAAGGUUGAUGAGGGAGCGUAGGUCUUGCGUUUCAGCAUGCUCCACAAAAGAUGGUCCCUGGCACCCAGGGGGAUGGCCAGGGGGUUUUGUGUGAGUGCAGAGUGUUCACAGCAGGACUCUGUUGGAUGUGAAGGGAUGAAAACCUAUCAGUCCCAACUGGGUUUGUUGCACAAUGUGUGUAAUCAGCUGAGCAAGAAUCAUGUAAGGCUAGGAGUAGCUCUGCCACAGGCUGUGAGCAAAACUGUGGUGCAGGACACCCAGUUUCAAAUUGCAGCUCAUUAAUAAUGUUGUACAUAUUUUUUUUUCAAAUCAGAUUUUGUAGUUAUUUAUUUCACACCUCUUUAAUGCAGAGCAAUGUAAUUGCAGGCAGAUUAUUUUGCUAUUGAUUACUUGAUCCAGGAAAGAAACAGAAUUCAUCCAUGCCAUGAAUCACUAAGCAUUUGCAGCAAUAAACUUUAUUGAGCCAUGUGACUUGCUGUUACAGAAUUGUAAAGAAUGCUUUACUGGAAUGAUGAGACCAAACUGUGUACAAUUCAAACUGAAUUAUCUGGCUCACAAUACAAUGUUUUUGGCAAGGGCACCUA